This is a messenger RNA of Oryza sativa Japonica Group (Japanese rice), 2276 nucleotides long. RefSeq names its product protein SAR DEFICIENT 1. Gene Ontology annotation, cellular component: nucleus. Gene Ontology annotation, biological process: regulation of salicylic acid biosynthetic process. Lineage: Eukaryota; Viridiplantae; Streptophyta; Magnoliopsida; Poales; Poaceae. The record is from RefSeq and is a predicted model, not a curated record. Gene Ontology annotation, molecular function: calmodulin binding; sequence-specific DNA binding; DNA-binding transcription factor activity.
CAGUCCAGUCUCCGGCGGUGACUCGAGCUCGCUCGCCGCUGAUACCGCGUUCUGCAGUGGAAAACCGCGGCAUUCCUCCCCCCAAUCCGUUGUGGAGUAUAUAUUUUUUCUAUAUAUACACGCCAAUGGCGCCACCCAUCUCCUUCACUACCGCCAUCGAUCUUCUUUCUCUUCCCCAGCUCGACCACGACCACUCCCGGGAGGGAGAGGGAGAGGGAGAGCAGCAGCAGCGGUAGCCAGUUAGUCCAGCUGAUGCCGCCGAAGCGGCGGCCGGAGGAGGAGUCGCCGCAGGCGGCGGCGCUGAAGAAGCGGUGCCGGUCGUUCGACCUAGAGAUCAGGGGUUGCAGGCACCUGCAGGAGCUCGCCGCCGGCUGCGUCCGCACGCUCGAGGCCGCGCUCGAGUCCGCCAUUAGCCGGAUUCCAGAGGAGGUGACAAAAGCACUUACAAGCUUCCUAAUCCGUGCUCCUAGAACACUGUCUGAUCAGAACCAGCCUCCAAGGUACAAGCUUAGGUUCUCAAAUGGCUUGAGCAAUGAAGUUUUCACAAAGAAAGGAAUCUGUGAUGUUAAUGGAGAGUCUCUCAAGAUAUCUGUGCAUGUAAACAACCCACAAGAGGCCUGCUCGCAUCGCCUUCUUUCUGCUAAGAUCAGAGUUGUUGUUCUUGAUGGUGACUUCAACAAGAAUGAUCAGGGGUGCUGGACAUCAGAGGAGUUCAGAAACCACAUAGUGCGCCCACGUGAUAAAGUUGGGACUGUGCUGACUGGAGAGCUUGAGCUUAGCCUGAAAAAUGGAGAGGCUUACAUCCAUGAUGCCACUUUUGUUGAUAACUCCAAGUUCAUGAGGAGUGGUAAGUUCAGACUUGGGGUAAUGGUUAUUGAUGAUCUCGGUGAACGUAUUCAGGAAGGCAUAACUGAACCUUUCGUUGUGAAGGAUCGUCGCGGAGAAGGUUCCAAAAAGCAUGAAAUUCCAUCAUUGGAUGAUGAUGUCUGGCGCCUGAAGAAGAUAUCAAAAGAUGGUGUCUUCCAUGAUGCAUUGAAACAGAGUGGCAUUUCAAACGUGAAGGAAUUCCUUAGGCUGUACUAUACUGAUGAGCCAGCUCUGCGCAAAAUUCUUAUUAAGGCCACUGAUAAAGUUUGGACGACUAUCAUUGAGCAUGCUAAGAAGUGUGAUCCUGGAAGAGAGCUGUACUCUUUCUUGCCGGAAAACCGCAAUGUUGUGCUGUUCUUCAACUCUAUCCAUCAGAUUGUUGGGGUGAUAACUGGUGACCAUUACACUCCCUUCAGUGAUCUUGACAAGUCUAUGCAGGAUGAUGUAGGACAACUGAGCAAAUUAGCAUAUGCAGAUUUGAACCACUUCCUACCUGAUUUUGAAAUGAAAAAUGGCAAACCAAGACAAAUCAACCAAUGCGCUUUCCAAGAAUCGAGAAUGGUGGAGCCUAAAUUUACUGACCAAAUCCAAGGACAUAUGGAUCCUAAUUUUGCUGGCCUUAUACAAGGAAAUAUGGAUCAAAAGACUGUUACAGAGAGAAAUGUCCAUGAAUCUGAUGAUCAGCAAGGAACUUCUGGCAGUCAUCCCAGGCAGUGCAAAUUAUCAAGGUUUGGAUCUGUGCGAGUGACACACGUGGCAUCCUUGAACAAAAACGAUGAAGAUUCUUUGGACUUCAGUUUCCUCCUGAAUUCUCUAUCUGACCAACAUGAUGCAAGCAUGAACACAAAUGAGAUAGCAGCCUCGGUGACAUUCCAUUGUCCAACCGCUUCUACAAAUGAAAUUACUGGAUCAGUGGUGAUGAGGCAAGCAUCUUUCAGAAUAGAUCAUCCAGCUUGUGAAAAUGAUGCUUCAGUUGCUGAAUUCCACCAAGAGCAACAGGUGGUUACCGCACAAUUUGAUCCAUCUUUUUUAGCUGUACUCGCUGAUGCCCCCAUGUACUCAACGCACAACAGCUUCAAAGAGAGUGAAUGCCACGAGGCGCUACAAAAGCUGUCUGAAGACUGAUUUCCCUAAGAACAAUGAACAUUCAUUUUGAUGCAUAUUUAGGUCAAGUACUGUUUUGAGUCUCAUUUUCUUAAUAUGCCAGCUUGGUAUUAGUGAUUGCUUCUAUUUAAUUUGUAAUGUGCUCAUAUUCUUGUACUAUUUACUGGAUCAUUAUUAUUUAGUUACAAGAACUUUGGCUCUGUGCAUGCUAGAUGCAGAGGCCGGGGAUGUAAUUCAUCUUCCUUAUUAAAAACAAUAAAUAUUGUGUCUAAAUUCAUUCAUAUGUUGUACACAUUCAGUAAAAA